CUAAAAACAGGCUUGAGUCUGGGGCUUCGGGGACACUUGUCUUCUGCCUGCCUGUCGUCAAUCACACAGUGGCCAGGGACAAGAACUUUCGUACGCGACUCAGCUGCACCACCACCAUCAUUCACGAUGCAUGUCCUCGAACUUCGCCAAAGGGCUGCGCCCAGUUAGUGUCUAUUGCUUCUUCUCUUCCGUCUUUUGUCACAGUGCGCGUGUGUGUUGUUUAUUUUGCUCCCUUAUUUUUCCGCGAAAUCGGAGCUUGUUGUGCCGUCCCUCAAAAGAACAAAAGUAAAAGAAGGAAAAGAUGGGCUCGAUAGUGUUAAAAUCGUUGUCCAUCCUAUUGGGCUUGUUCUUCGUGUUUGUCGGCACAAUGAAGCUCACCUCGCACAUCAGCAAGGACCUUCACAAGGACCUCAGGAAGGAGUACGUCAAGUAUGCGAAGGUGUUCCCGUUGGCGAGUACACUGGAUUUCAAAGUACCAAGCAAAUGGUAUCGGCGAGUCGUUGGCUCACUCGAGAUCGUCUGUGGAUUGGCUAUGGCACUUAUACCGAGUUAUAAAAUAAAAAACGCUUGUAACGGAGUGCUGCUACUAUUAAUGGUAAUGGCAGUAUAUUCCCACUACAUGGUCAACGAUAAAUUCGAGAGGAUUGCACCGGCACUAGUAUUUUUCUUCAUGUUGACAGGCCGUUUGGUAAUAGACUGGCAAUUGCGACGGAAAGAGGUACAAGCGGCGACGACCAACGGUAUAGAUGAUAAAUCGAAGAAACAAGACUGAAACGCUUAUUAUUGUUGACAACCUUGACAAAACAGAGCAAAAACAAUCCUUGAACAAAACAAUUAACAAAAAACAAUAAAGUAAAAGAAAACGAAAACAAUACCCACCCAUCGCGAGCCAAUAAUUCGGUUCGACAAAACUAAAUAAAGGGUAAUAUGCUACGACGACAAAAGUGAGUCAAAGAGAGGUUGAAAGCAAUUCUAGUCACGAAAAGAGAAAAGCCAACCUUGUCACUUAUUGUUCUUGCAUAAAAGCCAACGACGGUUUGUUUAAAUACGGGCUUUUGUAUUUUAUAAGUGAGCUCAAAGCGACCAAUCGAACUAUACGUUACCUAUAGGCUUUUUAUAGAAAAGAGGAUAAUCUCCAUUGCCAAACGCGCUCGCGUGAAAAUCAAUCUAGUCUGGCGAGCACGUGUGUAUAUACACACACACACACACACACACACACACACACACACACACACACACACACACACUCUUUUACACGAGUGCACAGUGAAUAUUAUGACAGGAGGCAUUAUUAUUGUAUUGAAGAAUUAACAUGCUUUUCUUAAAAUUCAAAUAAUUCUUAUAGUUGAAAUUGUACUGAUUUUUCGUUUCUAUCUUACACACAUAUUCGAUUUGUUUUUCUUUUGUUAUGUGAAAUUAAUUAACGUAUUUACGUUGGAUUCUACCUAGUAUUAAAUCGUAUCAAUAUAUUUAUGAAGACAAUGUUGGAUGAUGUGCGUUUUUAAAUUGCAAUAUUUUGUGUACCGUGCACAAGUUUUUACACUUAAUACGCUGAAAAAAUAUACAAUGCACAUUUGUAUACUUAAAAGAAAUCAAAUAGAGACAAUGCACAGAUGCGUCGAGUAGUUAUGCACGAUCGAAUUUAAUCUAAUGAUGUUAUAGUAAUUAUAUCUACGAUUAUUUAUGAAAUUUUUAACAAAUUUUUUUCUUUCAAGCCUAUGAAUCGAUCAGCAAAAAUGUGUUAAAUAAAAAUAAUUAUAUAUUUCUGGUUUGAACUUCUAUCAAUAAACAUAAAUAAUACAGCAGCAAGCAAUACAGUUUUCAACGAACGUUUCUUAAGUUUCUGGAAUUUUUUUCUUUCAGUAUCCGUUUAUUAUUGAGAAAUGCCUCUUUUUCGUUUAAAAAGACAAAGUUUGUUCAAUUGCGUUC
Phymastichus coffea is the source of this 1929-nucleotide messenger RNA. Its product is annotated as novel acetylcholine receptor chaperone. Gene Ontology annotation, cellular component: endoplasmic reticulum. NCBI's taxonomy places the organism in Eukaryota, Metazoa, Arthropoda, Insecta, Hymenoptera, Eulophidae. The transcript has 4 exons. Gene Ontology annotation, biological process: chaperone-mediated protein complex assembly; positive regulation of protein localization to cell surface. The record is from RefSeq and is a predicted model, not a curated record. The coding region runs from base 302 to 772 and encodes 156 amino acids.